Parnassius mnemosyne (clouded apollo) is the source of this 495-nucleotide messenger RNA. NCBI's taxonomy places the organism in Eukaryota, Metazoa, Arthropoda, Insecta, Lepidoptera, Papilionidae. The record is from the annotation of a GenBank genome assembly.
AUGAAGUCAAUCUCAUUUUUUGUGGAACCGUCGGGGCUCGACCAGGUCCACUUCCUGUGGGGCCGCUUCUGGAAGAAAGAGUUCAUCAUAAAGAGUCCCUCUUUCUCCAUGAAGUCGGCCAGCUGCUGGCCCCUUGGGUUCCAGGAAGAGUGCGAGGAGAGCACGAGCCUCCCAGUGCCUUACCGGCCCGAGCCGCCCGCUGCCCUGGCGCGCGCCUCCCGGUUCUCUCCGCACGAGAUCAAGCUCAUGUACCGCGGCUUUAAACAGGAGUGCCCGACAGGAAUGGUGGAUGAAGAGUCCUUCAAGAACAUAUUCUCACAGUUCUUCCACCUCGGAGAUGCGUCGCAAUACGCGCAUUUCGUGUUCAACGUCGUAAAACACAAGCAUGGAGGCAAAUUAAGUUUCGAGGUAAGUUUACUUGUGUUACUUGUAAAUUGUGAUAUUCGGCGUUCUGUGAAAUGCCUAAAUAUUUGGGCAUACCUAGAAAAUAAAUAA